Fomitopsis serialis is the source of this 432-nucleotide messenger RNA. RefSeq lists its product as uncharacterized. The transcript has 3 exons. Bases 1 to 432 code for a protein of 143 amino acids. The record is from RefSeq and is a predicted model, not a curated record. NCBI's taxonomy places the organism in Eukaryota, Fungi, Basidiomycota, Agaricomycetes, Polyporales, Fomitopsidaceae.
AUGUACUUGGAGGGCGUGGGCAAGGAGGACUUCGAGGGAUGCGAACGGCUCUUCUCGGAGUCUAACGCGCUCGCCGGGAACACGUGUCUCGCCACCACCUUCCACCGUGCUCAAGCAAUCGAACAACACUUCAGUUUCUGGGGCGAGCAGAAGCACACCGAGUUAGGCAAGUUCCUGUACAAUAAUUACAAGCAAGCUCUCGACAUCAUGUACGACGACAUGAAGGUCGUGGAGGUGCUGGGGCAGCAGCUAGGCACCAACGAGGCAGACUACGAGAGGUACCUAGUCGAGGAACGUGCAUACCUCGCAGGACUGAAGUCCGAACCGCCUGAAGUCACGCAAAGACUCGACUACAUCGAAGCGUUGAUGACGCUGGCUGACGCCGGUGAGACAACAGACGACAUUACACACGGAAGGAAUGCCGAAGGAUAG